Messenger RNA from Salvia splendens (bonfire salvia), 645 nucleotides. RefSeq names its product LYR motif-containing protein At3g19508. NCBI's taxonomy places the organism in Eukaryota, Viridiplantae, Streptophyta, Magnoliopsida, Lamiales, Lamiaceae. Bases 129 to 392 code for a protein of 87 amino acids. The transcript has 2 exons. The record is from RefSeq and is a predicted model, not a curated record.
GUACUCCACAACUCUGCACAGAUCUAGCCCAAAUAGCAAAUGGUUAUUACGAAAUCAACACACUUUAUUUCAUAUUUUAAUUGCCAAUUUGAAUACGCUGAAAUCCAUCUGCAAAUUGGAUCUAAUUAAUGGUUUACCGAGAAAUGCAGAAGGUGCUAAGAGCCUACGGCGAGGUGCUGCGGCUGGUGCGCCGCCUGCCGGAGGAUAGCAGGCCUUACUACGCCAAAUUCGCCCGUGAAAACUUCGUCAAUUACCGAGAAGUCGACCCCAAAGACGCUGCCGCCGUCCAAGACCUCCUCCGCCGCACCUACAAUCAUUCUCUUUGGGUCCUCAGCAAGUAUGGUGUGGAUGAAUCUGUGGCGGGUAAGCUUAAAGGAAUCUGCUCUGCUUGAUCGGUUUUGCCUCUGCCCACCAACUGUUUGUUAAAAUAACUAAGCGGAGUUCUGUUUUGUUGCUUUCUAUGUUUUGGGCCUCGCUUACAAGUUGGGCUUUGUUUGGAAAACUUAUGGGCCUCCAAUAUGAAGAGGAAGUUAUUUGGUUUGAUAAAUUAGUAUCAGUGCGUUCAAUCUCGAUUAAUCUUGUGUCAAUUUAGUACUAUGAAGUAAUCAAACACGAAGUAGAAAAUAAUCAUCUGUCUUUGUUCGA